Molecule: messenger RNA, 1427 nt
Organism: Plodia interpunctella (Indianmeal moth)
Lineage: Eukaryota; Metazoa; Arthropoda; Insecta; Lepidoptera; Pyralidae
Gene: lark
Product: lark
Exons: 5
Coding region: 180-1208 (342 amino acids)
Cellular component (GO): nucleus
Molecular function (GO): zinc ion binding; mRNA binding
Source: RefSeq, a predicted model, not a curated record
AAAAUAUUUUUACUCGGUUGGUCGGACGGACGCCAUUUCGUUGAGUUGCAGUGUUGUAGCGUGGGUUUUACAGUUACUAGAAAAGUGCUUUGUUAGUAGUUUUGUUAGUGUAAUUGUGAUACACUUUUUUGCAGUUUGUUGUUUCCUGUAUAUUCGCCAAGAUAGCGGAAGAAACUAAAAUGCCGGGCGCCGGUACUUUCAAAAUCUUCGUCGGGAAUCUUUCCGAUAAAACGACGGACGCCGAUCUUAGACCGCUGUUCGAAAAAUACGGUACCGUCGUAGAAUGCGAUAUCGUCAGAAAUUACGGUUUCGUCCACAUGGAAAAUGAACAAGUCGGUCGCGAAGCCAUUCAGAACUUAAACGGAGAGAUGGUUCAUGGUCAAGCUAUUAAAAUAGAGGCUGCGAAGAGUCGAAAGGCACCGUCGACGCCGACCACAAAAAUAUUCGUCGGUAACCUAACAGACAAGACGCGCGCGCCCGAAGUUCGCGAGCUAUUUCAGAAGUAUGGCACGGUCGUCGAAUGCGAUAUCGUUCGUAACUAUGGAUUCGUGCACUUGGACGCGUCGGGCGACGUGAACGAAGCUAUCAAAGAGCUGAACGGUAUGAUGGUCGACGGGCAAGCUAUGAAGGUGCAGAUCUCUACGAGCCGUGUCCGGCAACGGCCGGGCAUGGGCGACCCCGAGCAGUGCUACCGCUGCGGUCGCGGUGGGCACUGGUCCAAGGAGUGCCCUAAGGCGAUGGGCCCGGACCGGAACGGUUUCCGCGAUCGAGCUUUCGGCCGCGACCCCUACCCUCCGCCGCCGCCGCCGCCGUUCCUCCGCGAUCGCAUGAUGGGAGGAUUUGGGGAUCCCUAUGAUGGGUACUAUGAUCGUGCCCGUUUUGACUCUCCUCGUGAGAUGUUUGAGCGUCGCUACCCUGUGGGUGGGUCCCGCGGGUUAGACAUGGGGGCGUCACGCGGCGCUCGCGGGGACUUCGCCUCGCCGCCCCUACGCCGAGAGCCCAUGCCACCAAUGCCCAGCUUGCCCCCCAUGCGCAGUAGUAUGGGAGCCAUGCGGUCGUCGUACGAUGCUAUGUUCAGUCGUCGCAGCCCUCCGCGCGGGCCUCAAAUGUCCCGCGGCAUGUAUGAAGACUUCAGCCGUGACACAUUUGAUGAUAGAAGACCUGGAAUGCGUGGACCAUCUCCGUCACGAAGAUACGCGCCGUACUAGCGUGCACUUAGUCUUCAAGAGUCAUGGAGAUGAUGAGUGGUCUUAUUAGUACCUAUUUCUUGACUGUCCGAAAAAUCAAUUUAUAGACUAUUUUGUUAAAGUGGAGGAUUGACUGAAAUGGCAAUUUCUAUUAUAGUUUUAGUGAUAUGUAUGAAUGUGGAACGAAUUUUAUCGUGAAGGAAUGUAAAUAAGUGAAUAAAUCUCAUUUUUAAGUACAAA